AAAAAAUCCUGAAACUUAGAGAUCAUCAUCAUCAUCAUCUUUUCACCAUGAAAAUGGGAAUGGGCAAGCUAACAGAGUUGUGUGGGGGUCUAGUAGUAAGAAGGGAGUUGGUAAUUCUGUUAUUAGUGGUUGCAGCAGUAGCAGCAGUAGGGAGUAGUGGUAACAUAGUGGAGGAUGAAUACGUGGAGGAGGGGAAGGGGAAAGUGAUAAAGGACAAGGCAGAAGAGAAGGCUGCAGAGACAGGGAGGAAAGCUAAAGAGGCUUCGGAGUCAUGGGCUGAGUGGACCAAGGAGAAAAUCACCGAAGGCCUCGGGUUUAAAGUAACAAAGGAAGCCAAGGAUGCUACUGCUACUGCUACUGCUAUUGCUAUGCACACCAAAGACGAGAUUUCUAGUAUCUAUCUAUCUAUUACUCAUUUUCAUUAUUUUCCUAAUUAAUUACCUACUAACUAACCCAUAAUUAUUAUCAAUCAAAUUCAAUAUUGUUUUGUUUCUAACUAAGAAGGCUAAAAAUCUCUGUCAAUGUUUCUGCCAAAAUUGGACCUAAUAAAAUGUAAACACAACAUCAUCAGAUUUAAAAAGAGUAGUGAGUGUACUACUGGCAGCUGCUCUCCCUUAACCUCCUCAUGGUAUUAAAAUGUAGGUACAUCUGUGUACCAAUUAUGAUCCAUGAUCAUGUAGUGGAGGAAAGCAUCUUAAUUCCCGCACCGCAUGCUAUUUAUUUAUUUAUUUAUUCUCAUAUUCAAAUACAAAAAUAUUGGACGGGGGCAGGGGCAGGACAAAACAGCGCAGACAAAUCCGGAGAAAUGAAGAAUGAGGAUGCAACUGAAAAGGCUGCGUAUGCCAAGGAAACAGCAUUCCAGAAGGCGGAAGAGGCCAAGCAUAGGGCCUAUGAGACGGCGGAGGAAGCAAAGGAGAAGUCAUCUAACAAGAUAGGAGGAGAGACAAAGGA
Molecule: messenger RNA, 951 nt
Organism: Camellia sinensis
Lineage: Eukaryota; Viridiplantae; Streptophyta; Magnoliopsida; Ericales; Theaceae
Source: RefSeq, a predicted model, not a curated record